ACUUGUCUUCCCGGCUGCACCAGAACAUCACACAUCACAAACUCACAGGUGCUAGGGGCUAAAUUAAGUCAAUUGGUGUUAGUGUCUCUGACUCUGGCUGGUCUCUUUCUUUCUCACAGAUCCUCUGUCAGAUCCUCUCAGGUAUCUCAGGUGUGACGGAACACGGCGCACUGAAAGGAACACAGAAGGAGCUCCAGCAACAACAGAACUACCACCAUGUCUGCAGGGUUGGAGUUAGUGGGGAUCGCUCUAUGCGUAUUAGGAUGGAUCAUUGCCAUCGUGUCCUGCACCCUGCCCAUGUGGCGAGUAACAGCCUUCAUCGGCAGCAACAUCGUCACAGCUCAGAUCAUCUGGGAGGGCCUGUGGAUGACCUGUGUUGUCCAGAGCACAGGCCAGAUGCAGUGUAAGGUCUAUGACUCCAUGCUGGCCCUCUCCCAGGACCUCCAGGCCGCCAGGGCCCUCACGGUCAUCUCCAUCCUCCUGGCCAUCCUGGCCGUGCUCAUCGCCAUCGCCGGGGCCAAGUGCACCAACUGUAUUGAGGACGAGGCAGCCAAAGCUAAAGUCAUGAUCAUCUCUGGGGUGUUCUUCAUCGUGUCGGGAGUCAUGCAGCUGAUACCAGUGUCCUGGUCAGCCAACACUAUCAUCCGGGACUUCUACAACCCGCUGCUGACUGAUGCUCAGCGCAGGGAGUUAGGGGCAGCGCUCUACAUUGGCUGGGGGGCUUCAGCCCUCAUGAUCCUCGGGGGAAGCCUCCUCUGCUGUUCCUGUCCCCCUCGGGAGAAGAGGUACAACCCCUCACGGAUGGCAUACUCUGUCUCACGCUCUACCCCAGGUGGGCCCGGGUUCGAGAGAAAAGACUAUGUGUGAUGGGACGAUGGAUGGGACAAGGACUAUUUAUAUAGCAACCAAAAACAUUAUUCUACACGUGUUUCUAAUGGGGCUUCAUGAAUCCCAAGGAGACUCCGCAAUGAAGGGAUGUGUUUGUUUUUGCUUUUUUCACCAUUGUUUUGUUGGAUUUGUCUACGUGUGUACAGUACUUGUCUCUGUAAUAUCUACUCUGAAGGAAAAGCAUAGAAGUUCCAGGGCCGGAUUGUGUAAGAAAGAAGGAUCAUAUGCUUUCCAUUUGGGUUUAGUGAGAACAAAGGAAAUUAAAAAUAAGAUCAGUAGUCUCUACAUUUAUUAAUUCAAUUACAAGGUUUUAAGGGUUGGAUUAUUAGUGAGCUAUGCAUAUCCAUUGAAAAUAUAUCAAGCUCAUUUAAAUACAUACACAAGCCUAAUUGAAUUAAUGACAUAACGUUUGUACUUUUAUGAUUAUUCCUGUCUAAGAUGUUAGUCAUUGAGUCCUUUCAUAUUUUAAAUCACUAACAUUUCAUUAUUUCCGUAGCUUCAGGCAACGACGCUACAUCAAAUGAUAUAGAAUGUAGAAUAUUCAAUCAUUAUCUUCUCAUUGGCAUUUCUCUAUGUUAUUGCCUCAUAUAAAUGACGCAUUGCUUGGGUUUCAGAAACUAAGGAAGGCUGUUAAAAAUACUACAUUUGACUGAUACGUUAAUAAAACGACAGAGGUGGGAAAAAAAAUGUUUCACUGCAAGAAUACAGAAGAUUUAACAAAAUCAGUAUGUUCACAAAUACUUUUUUAAGGAACUGUGUUUAUUUUUUAUGUGGGAUUUGAAUUUUGUGUUGGAAUAUUUUUGCAUUUUGUUUUGUAAAAGACUUUGUGAAAGAGAUGCAUUUGUUUGAUGGUGAUGUUCUAUCAUCAGUGUGAUUGUGUGAUGUAAGCAUCUGUUUGGAUGCCAGGAAGAGUAACGACUGCCUUGGCAGCAGCUAAUGGGGAUCCUAAUAAGAUCCGAAAUACUACUAACAUACAGAGUACUGUAACUGUACUGAAUGCUGUCAACUGCACUCCAGAUAGAUGACAGAUGAAUUCAACACAGUGUGGAUAGUGGUGCACAGAGGGAAGGGAGAACAGGUUGGGAGCAGACGAACUGAAGGCCUCAGUGUUUUGGGGCAAUGAGGAGAAAUGGGGGCAUUGUGCACCUGUGUCCAGCCAGAACAGUGCUACAGUGUGUGUUAGUCCUGCAGUGUUAACUGCACAUCACCUGCUUUUUUAAUAAAGACAGUUAUUUUAUGAA
Molecule: messenger RNA, 2129 nt
Organism: Oncorhynchus mykiss (rainbow trout)
Lineage: Eukaryota; Metazoa; Chordata; Actinopteri; Salmoniformes; Salmonidae
Product: claudin-3
Cellular component (GO): bicellular tight junction; membrane
Molecular function (GO): structural molecule activity
Source: RefSeq, a predicted model, not a curated record